AUGGGCAAAACAGGUCGUCAUCGAAAGAUUUCCUUCUUUUCUCUUCAGACUGCACAAAACUCUGAAUUGAAAAAGGAAUGGUUUUGGAAACAGGGUGGAAGAAUCAAGUCAUGGAAAAAACGUCUCUUUGUCAUUUUCGAAAAUACUCUCUACUACUAUGCCUCUGAACAAGAUAAGGAACCAAAAGGUGCCAUCAUCUUGAAAGAUUCCUCCGUUGAAAUUUGCAAUCCUGAAGACACUCUCAAAAAUGGAAAAAAACCACCUUCCGAAAAUGGACAAUCUGAUUACUAUUCAAUACACACUCUUCACAAUUCUGAGAAAGUGCGAAUAGCGAAUGGAGACAAUUUAGAGUCCAAUUCCAAAAACUCAUUUUCGAAACAUGGUGGAUCGAAAAAAUUGGGAUGGAUGAUUAAAUCAGGAGGAAAAUUGAAAGCAUCGUGGAAACAACGAUUUUUUGUGUUGCGAAACGAUAUGCUUUAUUAUUAUAAACCUAAAAAGGAGAGUGACACGAAUCAAAGUAGUAAUUCCAACCAUGUACAAGACAUGGUCAAUAUUUCCGAAUUGGAUGCAAAACUGCAGAAUAUGAUUGCUCAAGGAGUUGUCACAUUUUACAAUUCAACCAUUCAGUUUAAACAAAAUCCAGCAAAGAAAAAGAAGAAAGUUAAAAACGCUGAAGAUUUAUUGCAUGAAAUUGAAGAGUCGGGAACUUCACGAGAUCGAUCGAGAUCAGUAAGCUCGCUUCGACGCAGUACUGUCGAUAAGAGAUGGUCUCUAUCAUCCAUUUCGAAUGGUCAAUUUAUCAUUCCAGAAGAACCUUUCGACAAUGAUUUUCAAAAAACUUGGUUUGCCUUUGAAAUUCGAACACCUUCUCGAACCUAUACCAUUUAUGCCAAAACUCAAGAUGAUUGUGAUGAAUGGGUGUUAUUCUUAUUCGAAUCAAUCCUUAAUGUAAUGGGAGAGUUGUCACAUUUUGUGAAAAUUGGGCAUUCUGACUUUGACGAUGCCACUUCGACCGCUUCAGAUGACAUGAUCGAAAGUGGCGGUUCCUCACUCAAUGCUGACAGUGCUCGUAGUUUAUUGCCCUCUUGGAAAUCGAUGGACAAUAUUGAAGCUCAACCCAUUUCCAUCAUUUCCGAAACCAUUUUCGAUGAAAUUCAAAGAAGAAAGGAAGAUGAAAAAGUUGUUGCACUCUUGAAAAAGUCGAAAAAACGAGAAUCGAUCACAUUUAAAGGUUCCUACAGUGAAAAGUUUGCAUUCUUGGCUACUGAAAAUUCUCUUCAAGCAGAAUUGGUUCCAAUCAAAUUGUAUAUUUUACCUGGAAUUUAUACCGAGUGUCAAACAUUGGUCGUUUCUCAACCCUUAGAAAUUCAUGGAGCUAUUUUUGAAAAUUGCAUUAUUGAAAUGCAUUCAUCAAAAUUCUGUGAACCCAUGAUUCGAAUUAAUAGUGAAAAUGUUCGUUUCAGAAAAUUGAAACUUCGAAUUAUUUCCGAGUUGUCCAAUGAGCAAAUUGAAAUGAAAAACAGAUACAUGAACGGAAAGACCUCAUCGAAUGGAAAAUCGAGCAAUAAGGACUUUCGAAUUCCAUGUGCCAUUCAUGUCGAGAAUGGAAGUCUUUUUCUCGAUGAGUGUGAAAUUACCUUUGAAGAUUUUACGGACCCUGAAACGUUUGUAGAUAAUGAUUUACAAGGAGGAUCAUGUUGUAUUUUGGUGAGCAACAAUUCCACAUGUGUCACCUAUAACUGUUCUCUUUCCCGUGCACACUAUGGUGUUGUUACGAGCCAAAACGGAACGUGUGUUAGUUUUGGUGGUUCUAUCAAAUCCAAAAUUGCUCCAUUCAUGAACAAUGAUGAAACUUCGAGUUCAAGAAAUUAUCAUGUACAGGUAUCUUCAUGUAAAUAA
Naegleria lovaniensis is the source of this 1899-nucleotide messenger RNA. RefSeq lists its product as uncharacterized. The coding region runs from base 1 to 1899 and encodes 632 amino acids. The transcript has 5 exons. The record is from RefSeq and is a predicted model, not a curated record. NCBI's taxonomy places the organism in Eukaryota, Heterolobosea, Eutetramitea, Acrasida, Naegleriidae.